CUUUAAAGUAUUAGGUGAACGUGAAUUGAAUUUUUCAAUAAUAAUGAUCAAACACACCUCUCAACAGCAGGAUGAUACUUACUAAUGACAGCUCAACUAGUAAAGACCCACUCGUCAUUUGUUACUGUUGUUGGAGUCGAGCAAUUUUAUCUAAAUAAAGACGAAUGUAAAAUUCCACAUUCAAGCAGUUCUUUCACUUUGUUGCGACAAGCCAUCAAAGAAAAGUUUGAAAAGUUAGAAAAGACAGAAAUAACUGAUCUUUAUUUUGAAUAUUUUCAUGGCAAUUCUAAAAAAAGAGAAAUAGUUGAAAAUGAGUUUCAUUUCAAUAUGUUAGUAAAUAAUAUUCAGCUGAAUAAUAAACAAGAACAUACUAUCAAUUAUCUAAAAGUUCAAGUAAAAGGAAAAAAGGCGUAUGGUUUAAUACAAGAUUUUAAUAAGCAUAGAAGAGUAAUAAGACCAAAAUUAUUACAUGGUGGAACUUGGAAAGAGUCAGAAGAAGAUAUUCAUGCAUUAUUAAAGAAAUCUUCAAUGUCUUGA
This is a messenger RNA of Rhizophagus irregularis DAOM 181602=DAOM 197198, 537 nucleotides long. The record is from RefSeq and is a predicted model, not a curated record. NCBI's taxonomy places the organism in Eukaryota, Fungi, Glomeromycota, Glomeromycetes, Glomerales, Glomeraceae.